AUGGGUUGGUGGUGGAGCUCCGCCCCUAAAGAGGGCCAGUCUUCCACGCCUGCUGCCUCCAGUUCUCCUGCUUCACAACCCCCUCCAGAGACCACCUCCGCACCUUCACAACCACCGCAACCCCGGACUCUCACCCGCGAGGAGCAGGCCGACGCAGAAUGGAAGACGCUGAUCGCCAGCCUGGAGAGCGAUAUCAGUGGUCAAAAGCAGCAGCAGCAGCAGACACCAUCUGCUGGUAAUUCCACUUCAUCCGAUUCCGCAUCAUCCCCAUCCAAUUCCGCCGAUCCUCAAGCACCUCCCUCGUCCAUUGCCCCCGAAUCCCUAUACGAUGAUACCAUGUCCUGUCGCUCCGCAUUCGACUAUGCCUUUUUCUGCCAGUCCUUCGGAGGCCAGUUUGUCAACGUCUACCGCUAUGGUGAGCUGCGGUCCUGCAGCGAACACUGGGACAACUUCUGGAUGUGCAUGAAGACCCGCACGUUACCGGAUCAGCAGCGCCGGAAGGCAAUCCGCGAUCACAACCGGAAGAAAGCCAUCAAGUACAAGACAGGGCCCAGCAGCGAAGACGUGUGGGACGUGCGGACAGAGCCGGUGCAGAAUGCGUUCUCCGGGGAUUUCGCGGCCCUGGAACGGGAAAUGCAGGCAGAG
Molecule: messenger RNA, 645 nt
Organism: Aspergillus piperis CBS 112811
Lineage: Eukaryota; Fungi; Ascomycota; Eurotiomycetes; Eurotiales; Aspergillaceae
Product: EMI1 family protein
Exons: 1
Source: RefSeq, a predicted model, not a curated record